GUGCUGCCCUUCCUUUCAACGCACGGCCCUGCAGCCUCCGUAAAACACGGAAAAAAGUACGAGCCACCUCUGUCUCAGCCAAUAGCACUGUCAAGGAGGUAGCAACGACUGAUACUGAUCUGAAGAGCUCCAUCAGCGUAAAGGCCAUCGUUAGGGUCAAAAGAACAAUUGGAGCUUUCCUUACACAUAUAGGUAUCGACAAGGGGCUUGAUGACAUAAAGGACUUGCUUGGAAAAACGCUGCUAAUAGAACUCGUUAGCUCUGAGCUCGACCCAAAGACAGGGUUAGAGAAGAGUACGAUUGAAGCCUUUGCGCACCGAGUUGGGAAGGAAAAUGAUGAUGUAAAGUACGAAGCAGACUUUGAAGUUCCAUUAGAUUUUGGUAAAGUAGGAGCUGUUUUCGUGGAGAAUGAGCACCGCAAGGAGAUGUUUUUGGAUGACAUAGUUAUAGAUGGCUUCCCUCAGGGCCCUGUUACCAUCAGCUGUGGCUCCUGGGUUCAUUCCAAGCACGAUAAUCCACACAAAAGAGCCUUUUUUGCCAACAAGUGUUAUUUGCCAUCAGAAACGCCGGAUGGGUUGAAAAGGCUGAGGGAAGAAGAACUCUUGCAUUUACGAGGCAGUGGUCACGGAGAGCGUAAACCCCAAGACCGGAUUUAUGCCUACGACGUUUACAACGAUCUGGGUGACCCAGAUAAGGAUCCAGAACUCCAAAGACCAGUGCUUGGAGGCAAAGACCAUCCAUAUCCCAGGCGAUGCAGAACAGGCCGCCCUCGCUGCACCCAAGAUCCGUUGUCAGAGAAGAGGAAUGGGGGCCACUUCCAGGUGCCGAGAGACGAGUGCUUCUCAGAGAUAAAGCAAAUAACAUUUUCGGCGAAAACGGUUUCGUCGCUAAUGCGGUGCUUGGUACCGUCGAUUGAGACGACGAUGGCGGCUCAUAAGGAAAAAGGAUUUAAGUAUUUCACGAGCAUAGAUUUACUGUUCAGCGAAGGGAUUAGUUUACCUCCGCUUAAAAGGGAAGGUCUUUGGCAAGCGCUGCUGCCCAGACUUAUGAAGGCCAUCACCGACGGAGGUGAUGAAGUGCUGCGUUUUGAGACACCGGAGACGAUGAACAGAGAUAAAUUCUUUUGGUUUAGAGACGAGGAAUUUGCUCGACAAACUCUCGCAGGUCUUAACCCAUAUGGCAUUCGGCUAGUCACGGAAUGGCCGUUGAAGAGUAAGCUUGAUCCUGAAAUCUAUGGUCCUGCAGAGUCAGCCAUCACCACAGAAAUGAUCGAGCAUCAGAUAGGGGGAUUCAUGACCGUCCAUGAGGCAGUAAAACAAAAGAAAUUAUUCCUCCUAGAUUACCACGACAUCUUACUACCAUUUGUCAAAAAAGUUCGAGAACUUGAAGGCACAACAUUGUACGGAUCAAGGGCGCUAUUUUAUCUGAAUGCCGAUGACACAUUGAGGCCAAUUGCCAUUGAGCUGACACGGCCACCCUUGGACGGGAAGCCACAAUGGAAACAAGCAUUCACGGCUUCAUGGGACUCAACAGCUUGCUGGCUCUGGCGGCUUGCCAAAGCGCAUGUCCUGGCUCAUGAUUCCGGCUACCACCAGCUCGUUAGUCAUUGGUUAAGGACUCAUUGCGCCACUGAACCUUAUAUAAUCGCAACAAAUCGGCAACUGAGCGUGAUGCACCCCAUAUAUAGGUUGUUACAUCCUCAUUUCCGGUACACCAUGGAGAUCAAUGCACUGGCUCGGGAAUCGCUGAUAAAUGCAAAUGGGAUCAUUGAAAAUUCAUUCACCCCUGGGAAGUACUCGAUGGAACUUUGCUCUGCUGCUUAUGACCUACAAUGGCGUUUUGACCUUGAAGCAUUGCCUGCAGAUUUAAUCAACAGGGGAAUGGCCGUCGAAGAUCCAACUGCACCUCACGGCCUAAGGCUAGCAAUCAAAGAUUACCCAUUUGCUAACGAUGGUCUGCUUCUAUGGGAUGCCAUCAAAGAAUGGGUUACGGAUUACGUCAACCAUUACUUUCCGAACGCAGAAUUAGUUGAAUCAGACCAAGAACUUCAAUCAUGGUGGACGGAAAUCCGAACAGUAGGCCACGGUGAUAAGAAGGACGAACCAUGGUGGCCCGAGCUCAAAACCCCACAAAACCUUAUUGACAUCCUAACCACCAUGAUCUGGGUAACUUCGGGCCACCACGCCGCUGUCAACUUCGGACAGUACGCAUAUGCCGGAUACUUCCCCAACAGACCAACUAUUGCAAGGAUCAAAAUGCCGACGGAGGACCCCACAGAAGAAGAUUGGGAAUUCUUCUUGAGAAAACCGGAGGCGGUGCUUCUUAGGUGCUUUCCUUCGAGGCUUCAGGCUACAAGGAUAAUGGCGGUUUUGGACGUGCUGUCGAAUCAUUCACCAGAUGAGGAGUACUUGGGGGAGAAAAUGGAGGCGGUGUGGGGGGAGAAUCCGGUGAUAAAGGCGGCGUUCGAGAGGUUUAGUGGGAGGUUGAAGGUGAUUGAAGGGAUUAUUGAUGAAAGGAAUGGUAAUAUGAGUUUCAAGAACAGAAGUGGGGCUGGGAUUGUGCCUUAUGAGUUAUUGAAGCCGUUUUCGGAGCCUGGAGUGACUGGAAUGGGAGUUCCUAAUAGCAUUUCUAUAUGAAAAAUGAAAUAUUAAUAAUAUGAGUACUUGAAAUUGCCCUCCAAAUAAAAUGUGAGUACUUAAUAAUAAUAAGAAAGUAAUUGGUAUACA
Rubroshorea leprosula is the source of this 2726-nucleotide messenger RNA. The record is from the annotation of a GenBank genome assembly. Lineage: Eukaryota; Viridiplantae; Streptophyta; Magnoliopsida; Malvales; Dipterocarpaceae.